AUGAAAACCAUUCUUUUCAUUUAUCUGAUCACGGAACACGAGUUUUCGCCCAGGUAAGCAAACGGGCUAGUUUAAAAGGGUACUGUAGGCUUGGAACAUGUGCUAGGCGUCUGAAAAUUUUUUUCGUGAAAACUUGAGACCUAGUACUAUGUUUUUGUAGUUGACGACUUUUUUCUACGACCACUCCCUCGGGUACUGUAGCUCUUCGAAGUUGCCGCCUGAAAAUUACCGACUUUUUGCAAGCUCUAACUUUCAAGCGCUACAGUACUCCAGAGAGCGGUUUUACAAGAAAGUUGUCAACUACAAAUCGAAAGUUCAACUUUUUUGCUACAUUUUUCUAGUUGACCACUUUUCCGCAAAACCACUACGAAGAGUACUGUAGCUCGUCAAACUAACAAUCAAGUUUAUUCUAGCAAAGCCACCUUCGUCUAUCAUCUUUUCACGUGCAUCGCCUAUCUCACUCCACUAAUUGGAUCAAUUAUGGCCGAUUCGGUGUUUGGACGGUUCAAGGUGAGAUCGGAUUACUGUAGACUUUGCUCGUCAAUUUCUACGUUUCGCACAAACAUACAUGUAAUAGAAGGAAAUGCGGAUAUCGUUUAUUCAAAACAAUUUAUCUCAGCUGUCGUUCGAGAUAUCAAAAAGUUGUCAACAGACAAAAUGUUCGUUAGGAAAUUGUGCACAUUUUCGCAGUUGACCACUUUUUGAUAUCUCGAUUGGCAACUGAGAUACACUGAUUCUUUUUGCAGGUGAUAUUGUACGGUUCCUCAAUCUACGUCGUCGGCCACGUUCUCCUCUCGCUGGGCGCCGUUCCGUUCCUCACCUACGCCCUCCGAUCGUCGCUCGAUUUUUCCGGACUCUUUGUGAUCGCCUUCGCCACCGGAUGCAUCAAACCGUGUGUUUCGGCGUUCGCCGCUGAUCAGGUCGGUGUGGGGGGGGACGAGUUUCGCGGGUUUCGCGGCCACGGCCAUCACGGGGGGGGGGGCGUGGCCUAAUCUGAGACGCGUUUUCUGAAAAUUGCCGCAAUUCCAGCACAAUUUUUCGCCAUUUUUGUGUUUGAUAUCGACAAAAGAAGAGACAUUAAAGAGAGAAAACAUUGAAAUUUUCGUGAAAACGCCGCGUUUGAGACGUUUUUCGAAUAUUUCGCAAUACGCCCUCCGCGGCCAAUCGCCGCCGCAAUUUCGGAAUUUUCAUAUAAAUUUUCAUGCCGAUCCGGAUAGUUUUGAGACGAAGUGAGUGUCGGAAGUGAUUAAACACGUUAAUACAAGUAUUUUAAGCGUUCAAACGGCAAAAAGUAUCGGCGAAUGACUGAAAUUCGCGCAUUUUCAGCACAAAACUUAAAAAUCGAUUGAAUUGCUUCAUUCUCUGAAUGAAACCUGCCCGUUUUAAGCUCAAAAAGUGCGCGAUGAUUAUUUUAACAAAGUUAUGCAAUUAAAUCGUCUAAAUCGUACAAAAUUUGGGUAAUUUUUGACGAAAAACACGAAAAAUAGGGGGUUAAAUUUCGAAAAUUUCGAAUUUCGCGCCAAAAUGGUGAUAAACCGUGCACGCCCCCUUUUUACGUUUUUGGUCGCCGUGCGCGAUCUGAGACAUCCUUAACAGAGUUGAGCGGAAGAACUUAACGGAAGAAUUUUUAUCUUUUUUAGAAAAUUUUUUCAUGAAAUGUGAUCAACUGACGAAAUGUAGAGCAAAGUGAACUCUGCUCCUAGAAAAAUAAUUGUAAAUUUAGCGAUUCAUACAAAAAAGUCACCGUACAAACUGUAUUAUAACGGCAUGCCGCUAUAUUUUUCGGAAUUGAGUUCCACCUUUUUUUUUGAAUUGAUAGUAAAAAAAAAACAUAAUUAAAAACAAAUUUCAAAGAAAAGCACUGUUGGGUGGUACCGCGCGGUGUUUGCACAGCGUUUAAAAAAAUGUUCGGAAGAAUAACUGCUUCUGAAUUUUCCGCUUCUAAAAAAAUUCUAAAAAACAAUUAAAAAAACAAAAAACUUAAAAAAAUGUCUGCGGGGUGCCGUUAUAAUACAGUUUUUACGGUAUAUUCGAGUUGUUCCGUUGGCCCUUUUUUCACGGAACAACUCGCAUAACUUUUUUGUAUGAAACGCUAAAUUUACAAUUAUUUUUCUAUGAGCACAGUUCAUUUUGCUAUACAUUUCGUCAGUUGAUCACAUUUCAUGAAAAAAAUUUCUAAAAAAGAUAAAAAAAAUUCUUUCGCUCAACUCUUUACUCUAAAAUCGUGUUGCAGUUCACCGAAGAGCAAAAGGAUCUGCGCUCGCAGUUCUUCUCCUUCUUCUACUUUGCGAUCAACGGCGGCUCGCUGUUCGCCAUCAUCAUCACGCCGAUUCUGCGCGGCCGUGUCCAGUGCUUCGGCAAUCAACACUGUUUUCCUCUGGCGUUCGGCGUGCCCGGCGUGCUGAUGCUCGUCGCGCUCCUCCUCUUUUUGAUGGGCUGGAGCCAGUACCGCAAGUAUCCGCCGAGCCGCGAGAACGUCGGACGCCACGUCGUCGCCGUCAUUUACACGUCGUUGCGCAAAAUGUUGGGCGGGUGAGGAGUGCGGUUCAGGGGUGUGCGGAAAAUUUUUUUCGGAAAAAUUCGGAAAAUCGGUUUUUCCGAAUUUUUUUUUCGGAAAAUUUCGGAAAAAUCGGAAAAAUCGGAAAACUCACUUGUUCAUUGGUUCAGUAAAGUGUUUAAACAACGUUCUAAUACAAAAAAAUGCUUAUUCAAAAUGCUUUUUCCGCCCAGUUAAAUAUACGUCCCACUUUCCCAUUACGUCAGCUUUUCUGAAAAAACAACACAAAUCGCAACAAUCGGUUCAUUAGAAUGAGAAAAACGAAAGAAAUUGCGUAAAAUUUAAAAAUCAAAUUUAAAAAGACGCUCGCUGCUAGACCCUUCCAAAAAUUUUGUGAUGCGCCUUUAAAAAGCAUACGGUGGUUUCGGACAAAUUGACCUUGAAUCCACACUAAUUUUCCGAAAAUUUUGCCGAAAAUUUCUCGGAAAAUUUCUCGGAAAAUCGGAAAAUUUCGGAAAAUCGAAAUAUUUUCCGCACACCCCUGGUGCGGUUGCGAAAUGGACGGCGGGGAUUUGUUGUGUUCUUGCAGAGCGUCUCGCGACAAACCGGUGGCUCACUGGCUCGACCACGCGGCGCCCGAACACUCGCAAAAGAUGAUCGACGCGGUGCGCGGACUUCUCAACGUCGCCGUCAUCUUCUGUCCGCUCAUCUUCUUCUGGGCGCUCUUCGAUCAGCAGGGAUCGACGUGGGUCCUCCAGGCGCGCCGUUUGGACGGUCGUCUCGGCCAUUUUUCGCUGUUGCCCGAGCAAAUUCACGCGAUCAAUCCGAUUUGCGUGCUCAUUUUGGUGCCCAUUUUCGAGGGCUGCGUCUAUCCGGCGCUUCGAAAAGUGACCCGAGUGACGCCGCUCCGAAAAAUGGCCGUCGGAGGACUGCUCACCGCGUUUUCGUUCGCCAUCGCCGGAGUUUUACAGGUAGAGCGCUUGUUUUUUUCCAGCAAAAAAUCUGCUAUAUUUGGAAUAUUGUAGCUAAAAGUCAACGAGACUAUGGAAUUUCCGCCGGCACUCGGAAGAGUUUAUCUGCAAAGAAUCGGAAACGAGACACUGCUCACCGAUUUUCGAUUCAAACACGACGGACACUUGAUUGGCGGUAUAUUGAUUUGAAAAUUUGAAAUUUCGAGGUCUAGUACAACAUUUUUGUAGUUGAGCACUGGGUACUGUAGCGCUUGGAAGUUGGGAUUGAAAAGUGAAAAGUGAAAAAUUUCAAACGGCUACAGUAUCCGAACGAGUAGUUAUCUGAAAAAAUGUUCAACUACAAACGAGAACAAAGGAGCGACGGUACUGAGGCCCCAGAGCUUUUUUCCAAUUAGAACUUGACAUCGAGUACUUGAUUUUUGUGCUUGACCACUUUUUACUACGACCAAUCCUUGAGGUACUGUGGCGCUUGGAAGUUGGGAAUGAAAAGCAACUUCUGAGCACUACAGCACCUCGGGGAGUGGUCGUACGAAAAAGUGGUCAACUACAAAAAUAAAGUUCACACUUUUAACUAUAUUUUUGCUGUUGACAACUUUUUUGUACAACCGCUCCCAGGGUUACUGUAGCGCUUGGAAAUUAGAUUAGGACCAGACGCUAUUCAACCCCAACUUCGAAGCGCUACAGUACGCCUGGAAAUGGUCGUACAAAAAAGUGGUCAACUACAAAAAUACAGUAGAAACCGUCAAGAUUUCAGCGAAAAAGACUUCCAGUCCUUUUCAGCGGCCUCUCAAAGUCGAAUCACACUUUUUCAGACGGCUUGCUGCCGAACGGACGUACCGAACUCGACGCCGGCGUUUACACCUUCAAUACGGGCCUCAAAAAUGAAUCGCAACAAAUUGACAUUUCCACUCCGAACAAAGGAUACGUCAUGGCGGUGUUCCGAUUGGAUGCCACAGUGUAAAUGCGAUUUGGUGCCAGAAAAACGCUGAAAUACCCCGUUUUUUUUUUCUGCAGAAAAGUGGUCAAAUUCGACUAUAAAGUGGAGAAAACCGACAACGGAGCCACCCGAGUGUUCGUAGUGACCGCCCGUGACGACGCCGAUCAUUUGGUGUACGCGAUCAAUAAAAAGUGAGUGUGCAAGUGCGCUCCAUUGAGAAUUGCGUGAAAAUCGCUCGAAAUUGCUCAAAAUCUCGCGUUUUUCCUCCAGUUUUUUGCGCGAAAUCGAUAAUAUCACAGUUUGAUUACAGCGGAAAAGUGCUGAGCAGUUGUGCGCUCGAAUCCGGCGCCUACGUCGACAUCAUUCCGGGAAUUAUCAGUGAUCCGAAUGUACGCCUGUACUGGGGACCCAAAAACCGGUGUUCCGGAUCGGAUUGCCCGAAUACGGUCGGUUUGAAUGUGAGUGCGCCGACAAAAGUGCGAGGAAAAUCGGAAAUUCGGAACAAUUUAGGCGCAAAUGGGAGCCGUACACGUUUUGCACAUUCAUCCGACCACCACCGACGAUGAUUUCAAUGUGUUGGUCAGUUUUCGGCGGACAUUUCGCAACUAGGGAGCAUUUUGCAACUAGGAGUCAUUUUGCAACUAGUAGACACUUUGCAACUAUAGGACAUUUUGCAACUGCGAGACAUUUUGCAACUGUGAGACAUUUCGCAACUAGGGAGCAUUUUGCAACUGCGAGACACUUUGCAACUAUAGGAAAUUUUGCAACUGUGAGACAUUUCGCAACUAGGGCGCAUUUUGUAACUAGGAGUCAUUUUGCAACUAGUAGACACUUUGCAACUAUAGGACAUUUUGCAACUGUGAGACAUUGCGCAACUUGGGCGCAUUUUGCAACUGCGAGACAUUUCGCAACUAAUUGUAAGGGACAACUGAAAAAUUGAGCAACUAGUAGUCACUUUGCAACUAGGAGUCAUUUUGCAACUAGUAGACACUUUGCAACUGUAGGAAAUUUUGCAACUGUGAGACAUUUCGCAACUAGGGGGCAUUUUGCAACUGCGAGACACUUUGCAACUAGUAGACGCUUUGCAACUGUGAGACAUUUCGCAACUAGUGGGCAUUUUGCAACUGCGAGACAUUUUGCAACUAGUAGACACUUUGAAACUAUAGGAAAUUUUGCAACUGUGAGACAUUUCGCAACUAGGAGUCAUUUCGCAACUAGUAGACACUUUGCAACUAUAGGACACUUUGCAACUGCGAGACAUUUCGCAACUAAUUCUAAAGGACAACUGAAAAAUUGAGCAACUAGUAGUCACUUCGCACCUGAACGACAUUUUGCAGCUGAUAGACGUUUCGCAACCGUUCUUGUUUGGAAUUGAAGUGUUUAUUGGUUGCAAAACGGCUCGUACCGAAACCAGACGUUUCGCAACCAUAACUCAUUCCUUAAAAUGCGUAAAAAGUAGUGAAACUUUAAAAAAUCAUAACUUUUUUCAAAAAAAUGCUACACACCGCUACUUGCGAUCAAAAUUACCGUAAUCGUCGAGACGAUACGCGAAAAAUAUGCGAAUUUUGCCAAAAAAAAUUCGAAAACAACGAAAUACGGUCGGUUUGCAGGUGCGCCCAAACUCGGUGAGCAUUCUGUGGUCGCUGCCGCAAUACGUGAUAAUCACGCUCGGCGAAGUGCUAUUGUCGGUCACCGGACUCGAGUUUGCCUAUUCGCAGGCGGCGCCCAACAUGAAAAGUGUGCUGACCGCCAUGUGGCUGCUGACCGUCUUCGCCGGAAACCUCAUCGAUAUGAUGAUUUCGGGCACGCGGCUGAUUCCGCAUCCGGCGCUCGAAUUCUUCUUCUACAGCAUCCUCAUGGUCAUCGUCAUGGGCGUCUUCAUUUUGUUGGGUUCGUUUCGGCGUGUUCGAUGAAACGUAUUAUCGGGCUCUAAUUAUUUUGCAGCCACGCAAUACACUUACGUGGAAGAUCAAGAAAACGAGGAGGAGGAGGAGGAGGAGGAGCCGCAAACGGUCAGCGAAUCGGAGAAGAAGGAGGCGAUCGCGUUGACGGAAAUCGAGUCGGGCGCCGUCGAAAAGAAAUAA
Caenorhabditis sp. 36 PRJEB53466 is the source of this 6489-nucleotide messenger RNA. The record is from the annotation of a GenBank genome assembly. Lineage: Eukaryota; Metazoa; Nematoda; Chromadorea; Rhabditida; Rhabditidae.